AUCCAAAUCUCACACUGAACUCUUAUUGUGUGCUUUUAAAGUGUUUGUAGAUUAGACAGAUGUGCUGUAGCUACAGUCUCUGUUCAGUUGCAAAUAUAUGUUUGUUUUACAGAUGAUACUUGCAACUUAUAACUGGAAACUGGUAUUUGGAAGGAGCAUUAAUAAUUUAAAAGUAUAAGUUAUACAUUUCUCAAUUAACCUUUAGUGGAAUCCAGCCAUUCAGAUAGUUUUGGUUUUAUUUGUCCAGGUUUUUGAGAUAUCCGCCUUUAGGGUUGAGUUUUGAUAGCUGCUUCCAUUUUGGAUCUAGUUCAAGUUGGCAAAACACCCAGAUUUGUUAAGCUCAGAGGCUAAAGAAUCUCUUAUUGGACCUUAUUGGACAUGUUAAUUAAUGUUAAUUCUGUAAUGGCUUAAAUGAAACUUCUGGCUGUUGCCUGGUUAAUGUCUACAAGCCAAAGUCUGGAUUUUCAAAGAUUGUUGUUGACACAAGCCUAUUGCUAUGAGUAGACUGGAUGUUGUUGUAGUGCAACAAGACCUAAGACUUCUAUACACAUCAUAUCAAUGUUGUAAGCUUAUUAACUUAAUAGUUCUGUGACUUGAGCUAGUCUUUAGGGCAAAUAGCUUGUGAAAAAUACGGUGUAAAAACACUAUAGUGAUACAUAUUUAAUAUUUCUUGUCUAUUCAGGUUAUAGCUACAGGUUGUGAACACUAAAAAAUGUUUUAGUGUACAGUUACAUGAUUAUAUAGAAAUUCAAUCUGUAAAACAGGAAAUGGGAAAGGAUUUAAAUUCCAUAAGCGGAUUCAGUACAGGAUUUGGAUUCAAUACAAUGUUAUUGAACCCUAUUACUAUUGUUGUGAGAUUUAUGCUUCCACCCCAGCACAACAAAAGUAAAUGCUAUUUGUCAGAAACAGUGCCUCUGUUACUUUUACCUACUUACUUUGUUUUUUGACUGGAACGUCUUCUACUAAAGAAAUAGUCCCUAUAAAAAUGUUUUUCUUCCACUGCUGUGAGCACCACAAACAAAAUUCCAUUCACCUCUAUUGCACUUUGGUGAUGGAAGAAAUCUCACAGGCAGAUAUUUCCAAACCUCAGGCAAAUAAAACCAAAAGUAUCUACACGAUACCACUUAGGGGUUAGCUGAGAAAAUAGAUUUUCUUGUAAUUUGGCUGAACUGACCCUUUAAAUCUGAGAUCAGAUUCUGUCUCUUUUGCUGAGAUAAUAAAGGCGAGAUUACAAAGAACUGGGUACAUUAUAGGUCUUACAUUCACUAAUGGCUUGUGUUACGGAGGAUAUUAGAGUAAAACAGAAGAAGUGAUAAAAAUCCUCAAAGUCUGAGAUGACUCUGCAUCCUUUUUCAGGUUAACCAAAUUCCUGUAUUCCGUCAUGGAUCUGCUUUAGUGUCUCACUGUGAAAACUGAUUAAUUAAAUGUACUGUAGAGUAAGUUAAACCCGGCACUAUUUCAAACUCUGUCUGUGGUAUCUGAUUUGAGUUAAUCUACCUUAAAAGGGUGUGUUAGAGUAGUUUAUGAGAGCAGCUUUAGGCUUCAUCCCUGCCUGUGAAAGUACUUUGUAUUUAAAUUGAUGAAUUGUAAACAUUUCAGAAAUAUUCACCUCUUUUUUUCUUCUUCUUCUUUCAAACAGACCUCCUUUUCACCUCCUGUCCCGUUCCUCCCCUCCCCCGACUAACCUCUUUGCUCUCAUUUUUUAAACUUCCAAUCUUUCACAUAUUGUCUGCAGCCUCUCCCCCUCCACGCAGCGUAUGCAGCCUCAACAGUCCAGUAAAGAAUAUCCAUAUUAGGCCGACUGUUCAUCAGUCAUCUCAUGUGCUGUUGCUCUCUUUGGCUCAUUUAAGAGUUUUGGUCUGUAACAUUAGCACCGUGUCAUGUUUUACGUGUGUGGGCGAGCAAGUUUGGAUUCGAGUUUUGAUUUGUGUUUAUAAAGUUUGAACAAAUUCCACCCUCGGUCAAUACAUGCCAAAAAUAACUCCUGUGCUGUUUCUCUAAGAAUGUUAUCCAUCUAGAUAUGACCAGGAGAUUUUUUUCCCCCUGCCACUUAGGAGAAACUUUUUUAGAGGGAUUUAUUCUGCUUUUGCAGUGGCCAAUGCAUUAUUUUGUUGGCAGUUAAAAGUUGUUAGGAAUGAACAGUUUAAUACACUGGAAAACAUAGCAGAUAGCUAGUCUCAAGUCAUAACUUGUCUGUUUUUAUAUCCUAGGAUGAGAGGCCGUUUCACUAACAAACAAGCUUUUUUUUCUAGCUCUUAUUCCCAUAGCAGCCCUGCAGUUCAUAUCAUGGUCAUAUCCUCCAACUAAUUCUUCUCUUUGUACCUGGUAGUUGACUCGUGAUAACCUUUCUCUCCCUUUUGCACUCUUUUUGCUUUCUUUUCCAAUGCCUGAAAUAGAAGUGGAGCAAAAAGUCUUCAUUUGUCCCGGGACUCUGAAGGGUGUAGGAGACGCCACCUUCCUGUAUGAGGCAGAGCAGCAAGCAGGGUCGUGGUGCAAAGACCCACUGCAGGCUGGUGACAAAGUCUUCUUCAUGCCCUGGACACCAUACCGCACUGACACCCUCAUCGAAUAUGCCUCUUUGGAGGACUUCAAAAACGGUCGCCAGACGACCACCUAUAAACUGCCACACCGUGUUGACGGGACAGGCUUCGUAGCCUAUGAUGGUGCGAUCUUCUUUAACAAGGAACGCACUCGCAACAUUGUCAAGUUCGACCUGCGCACUCGCAUCAAAAGCGGCGAGGCUAUUGUUAAUAAUGCCAACUAUCACGACACAUCGCCCUACCGCUGGGGUGGCAAGACAGACAUUGACCUGGCAGUAGAUGAGAGGGGCUUAUGGGUAAUCUACGCCACGGAGCAGAACAAUGGCCGCAUUGUGGUAAGCCAGCUCAACCCGUACACUCUCCGCUUUGAGGCCACGUGGGAUACAGCGUACGACAAGCGUUCUGCCUCUAACGCCUUCAUGGUGUGUGGCGUGCUACAUGUGGUGCGCUCGACCUACGAAGAGAACGAGAGCGAGGCCAGCAGGAGCCAAAUUGAUUACAUCUACAAUACCAAACUAAGCCAGGGCGAAUACACUGACAUCCUCUUCCCCAACCAGUACCAGUACAUCACCGCUGUGGAUUACAACCCCAGGGACAACCAGCUAUACGUUUGGAAUAACUUUUACAUCCUGCGCUACGACCUGGACUUCGGGCCACCAGAUCCAGCUGAAGUGCCAACAAUCGAAGAUUUCUCCAUCUCGCCGUCCAUUCCAAAGACCACCUCAGUAGUCACCACCACGGUUGUGUCCACUGGGAAGGGGCAGGGUGACACCACCGUAGCAGGAGCAGAUCCCAGAGAUGGGAGGGACCCGUUUGAAGAAAAUCGUGGCUUAGGUACAGCAGAGCCCACAGUCCCUGAGCUGCCACCGACUCCCAGACGCUUCUGUGAGGCCACCAGGAGGAGAGCCAUCGACUGGCCCCAAACCCACACUGGAAACACUGUGGACAGGCCCUGCCCCAAAGGGACCAGAGGCAUCGCCUCCUUCCUGUGCACUGUGGCAGGGACCUGGUGCUCCAAAGGCCCGGACCUCAGCAACUGCACCUCCCACUGGGUGACUCAAGUGGCACAAAAGAUCCGAAGUGGCGAAAACGCUGCUAAUUUAGCCAAUGAGCUGGCACGCCACACACAGGGCCCGGUAUUUGCCGGGGACGUCAGCUCCUCAGUACGCCUGAUGGAGCAGCUGGUGGAUAUCCUGGAUGCUCAGCUGCAGGAGCUCAGGCCCAGCGAGAAAGACUCAGCUGGACGCAGCUUCAACAAGCUUCAAAAAAGAGAGAAGACAUGCAGGGCGUAUAUGAAGGCAAUUGUGGACACUGUUGACAACCUCCUGAGGCCAGAAGCCCUCAAAUCCUGGAAAGACAUGAAUUCCACAGAACAAAGUCACGCCGCCACAAUGCUACUGGAUACACUGGAGGAAGGGGCCUUUGUCCUCGCAGAAAAUCUGAUCGAGCCAGCAAUCGUAAAAGUGCCUGCAGAGAAUAUCAUGUUGGAUGUGUACGUGUUAAGCACUGAUGGCCAGGUGCAAGACUUCAGGUUUCCUCAGACAAGCAAGGGUGGAGCGUCCCUUCAGCUUUCCUCCAACACAGUCAAAGUCAACAGCAAAAAUGGUGUAGCCAAGCUGGUGUUUGUGCUCUACAAACACCUGGGUCAGUUCCUCAGCACUGAGAACGCCACACUGAGGGGAAUCGGGGACCCGAACAAACGCAACCUCUCCCUCACCGUCAACUCCCACAUCCUGUCAGCUUCGAUAACCAAGGAGUCCAGCCGUGUGUUUGUGGCCGACCCGGUGAUCUUCACACUGGAGCACCUGGAUAAAGAGCACUACUACAAUCCCAACUGUUCCUUCUGGAAUUAUUCAGAGCGGAGCAUGAUGGGAUACUGGUCCACUCAGGGCUGUAAACUGCUGGAAACCAACAAGAGCCACACCACUUGCUCCUGCAGUCACUUGACCAACUUCGCCAUCCUCAUGGCUCACCGGGGAAAUGUGGGGGAGGGGAGCGUCCACGAGCUUCUUCUUACCGUCAUCACACGGAUGGGUAUCGCCGUGUCUCUCGUCUGCCUCGCCAUCAGCCUCUUCACCUUCUGCUUCUUCAGAGGUCUGCAGAGUGACCGCAACACCAUCCACAAAAACCUCUGCCUCAACCUCUUUAUCGGCGAGCUCGUCUACCUCGUGGGCAUCAACAUGACGGAACCAAAGCUGGUGUGCUCCAUCAUCGCCGGCGUUCUCCACUUCUGCUUCCUGGCUGCAUUCGCCUGGAUGUGUCUGGAGGGCGUGCAGCUGUACCUCAUGCUGGUCGAGGUGUUUGAGAGCGAGUUCUCGCGCAGGAAGUACUACUACGUCUCUGGGUACCUCAUCCCGGCUGUGGUGGUGGGCAUCUCGGCAGCCAUCGACUACAGAAGCUACGGCACACAGCGGGCAUGCUGGCUGAGGGUGGAUAACCAUUUCAUAUGGAGCUUCAUCGGACCUGUAACCGUCAUAAUUGUGGUCAAUGUCAUCUUCCUGGUGGUGACGAUGUUCAAGAUGGUGAAGCACUCCACCUCCAUGAAACCUGACUCGUCCAGGCUGGGGGGUAUCAGAUCUUGGGUGUUGGGAGCAUUUGCCCUACUUUGCCUGUUGGGGCUCACAUGGUCCUUUGGCUUGUUCUUCCUCAAUGAAUCCUCCAUUGUGAUGGCUUACCUCUUUACCAUCUUCAACACUCUGCAAGGGAUGUUCAUCUUCAUCUUCCACUGCCUCCUCCAGAAAAAGGUCCGCAAAGAGUACAGCAAAUGUUUCCGUCAGUCCCAGUGCUGUGGCGCGCUGCCGCCUGAGGGACCCCACAGUUCAGCCAAGACAGCCACAUCUCGAUCCACUGCCCGCUACUCAUCUGCAACACAAAGCCGCAUCAGGCGGAUGUGGAACGACACUGUGAGGAAGCAGUCGGAGUCCUCCUUCAUCUCGGGAGACAUAAACAGCACCUCCACACUCAACCAAGGGAUGACUGGAAACUACCUCCUAACUAACCCUCUCCUCCGAACCCACGACACUAACCCUUAUAACAACCUGCUGGCAGAAACUGUGGUGUGCAACACCCCCUCUCCACCGGCCUUUCACUCCCCAGGACAGCACUCUCUGAGCAACAGCAGGGACAUCAGUGCCAUGGACACCCUUCCCCUCAAUGGCAAUUUCAACAACAGCUACUCCCUGCGAGACGACGACUAUGAGGCCGUGGGCGUUAGAGCCCCGGGUGAGCUGGGGGGCCUCAACUUGGACGAUGCUGCCUUUGAGAAGAUGAUCAUAUCUGAGAUUGUCCACAACAACCUGAGGCCCCGUGGGGCCCCCAAAGGUCGCGACGCCCAAAGGGAGCGGGACAGAGCUCUGCCUCCCCAGACCAGAGUGACAGUGGACCAAGGCGGGGGUGGGAGUGGCAGUGAGGAUGACGCCAUCGUGGCCGAUCACGCCGAGGCUUCAUCCCCCCAGAGAGGAAGUGGAAGAGGAGGCCACGCCACCCUGGAGCUGCUCCUGCACCCCCACCACAAGGAGGCGCUGGAGGCCCCCCUCCUGCCCCAGAGGACUCACUCCCUGCUCUACAGCGCCCAGAAGGCCCCCAGGCGCCUGGAGGGGCAGGGUGGCCAUGGCUCUGAGACUGUUACUGCAGUGGAGGACAUGGGCUCCCAUUCACCCAACAAUAAUAGAGACUCCCUUUACACCAGCAUGCCAAACCUGAGAGACUCUCCUUCGCCCUCAGCUUCGCCAUACCCCCCGGAGGAGGAGGAGGAGCUCUCUCCCUCACCUGGAAGCGAAGGCGAGGACGCGUAUCAUAAAAGCAUGCCCGAGCUCGGCGAUGCACCGCAGCCCAUGUCCUACUACCACAUAAACCGAGGCACCAGUGACGGGUGCAUCAUCCCCCCCAACAAUGAAGACUGCGCGCAGGAGGGAGAGGCGCCCAGCGACGGACAAAUGCAGCUCAUUACCAGCCUCUGAGUGGGCCGUCUUUGUUUGCACAGGUUUUAACAGAUGGGUCCUUUCAGUUGAUGUCAUGAGAGCCGGCAAGUCUGGCUCCGCACUCCACAUGCCCUUCCUGUUAGGACAGGAAGUGAAAUGUUGGGUGGGAAAAGGAAUGAAGAAAUGACUUUUGCACACAGAUCUCAUUAACACACAAAACACGUCCAUCCGAGGCCAGACAAAUGUGGACUGUGAAAGCUCUGCUGUUUGACUAAAGAGGUGCAGAAAAUAACACACAGGCCGCUGUGUCAGAGAUAAGUCUGGCAUUUCUGUUGUUCUGUACUGUCAAAGAAUAAGGGAUGAAAAAAAAAUACUCCAAGCAAAGAACUAUGAAACUCCUAUCAUAUUCCUGGGGGACUUUGCAGAACCAGGGUCUUUUUAGUCAUGAAGUACAGAACUAGAACUAGUGUGGCUCCACUACACAGUCAAGACUGUAAAGUUAAGAAACCACUAAUUCAGACUCAGGCCUUAUAUUUUCUCUAUUGCACAUUUAACUGUUGUAAAAGUAACAGCUAAAGAAAAUAUAUUUUGCUGUACCACUAGUGUAUAAAGUCAAAAAAAAGAAAGAAAAAAAAAAGAGAAACGGCAACCAUUCAGUAGUUAUGCCCUUUCAAUGUUAAUAAGAUUCUUCAGACAAGGUUAAUUAAAAUGGUGGAAAUGUGCUUUUUUCCUCUCACACUUGACUCGUUGUAGUAUGUUUGAAUAUGAAAAAAAUAAGUUUUGAGAGAUAUCAGUCCAUAUGAAAUCAUGCUCACGUCUCUGCUUGUGAAGUGCUUUUGCUUUCAUGAAUGAUGAGUUUUUGCCAGUAGUAUAUUUGUUAACACCAGGCCAUGCACAGAUUUGGAGUGAAUUGGAAACUUGUGUAAUUUAUUUUACUUGAAAGAAAUUGUCAGGUUUAAAGACUUAUGUUCGUGUCAAUGCGAUAGUGCAGUUUUUGCGGACAUGUUUCAUCCUUUGACACUAAUUAAUUUAUUAACUGAACUAUUCAGAAAAAAAGUGAAAAAAAGAUCAUGGUUGGAAAGUGUGAAAAGUUGUUGCAGCACUGAUUAGGUUCAUUUUCUUUCUUUUGUAAGAGCCCAUCAUCAGCUGAUAUUUAAUUCAACUCCUGUUUGAUAUCAAAUAAAUGUGAAAUUUUUUCUUGUU
This is a messenger RNA of Dicentrarchus labrax (European seabass), 7663 nucleotides long. Its product is annotated as adhesion G protein-coupled receptor L2. Gene Ontology annotation, cellular component: membrane; neuron projection. The record is from RefSeq and is a predicted model, not a curated record. Gene Ontology annotation, biological process: adenylate cyclase-activating G protein-coupled receptor signaling pathway; brain development; cell surface receptor signaling pathway. The coding region runs from base 2384 to 6499 and encodes 1371 amino acids. The transcript has 19 exons. Gene Ontology annotation, molecular function: G protein-coupled receptor activity; carbohydrate binding. Lineage: Eukaryota; Metazoa; Chordata; Actinopteri; Moronidae.